AACAGAAGAAGGUUAUGCCCAUUGGGACACAAAAACAGGUAGUUGACAUCACUUCAGAUGAGACCAUUUUCUGUUUGGAAUUUCUAAGUCGAAAUCAGGAGUGAAUGAAAUCUUCUGCAAGACUUCAGUGACAACAUUUCAAGGAUGAACCAUACAAGCAAUGAGGAGUCUUCUGGGUGCGUGUGGGUCUGCCAGAUCAUAAUGGUGGAAGGAGUCGUUGGUUUCUUAGGAAACCUCUUAGUGUGUUUGGUUAUUUUACGUGUCAAAUUCCUACACAACAUGACAAACUAUCUGCUGGUGAAUUUGGCAGUGGCUGACAUGCUAGUCUGUGUCCAAGCUUUCUUCUUCUACCUCUCUGCUGAUCAAGACUUCCCGCUCAUUCGUUUCGUUCCAGCAAGCCUGAUUGGUAAGGAAUUGUUGUGCCGAUUGUUGGCCUCUGCUUUCUUGUAUUGGUUUUUUGCCAGCGUGUCGGCAUACACCCUUUGUUUGGUGACAUUUGAGAGAUAUGUUAGCAUUGUGCAUCCUCUACAGUAUCCAAGGAAACUCACAGCAACACGGAUGACAAUUCUGAUUGUACUGACGUGGGCGAUUUCGCUCCUGUUUUCUGUACCUAUACUAUUCACAAACAAAGGGAGCCGGGAUCCUAACAAGGUUUGUUCAAGUACCGAACGUCCCCAUGACGCACGCAUUACACACGUGCUAUCAUUUCUUGUCGGUUACCUACUGCCCAUAACAUUGAUGAGUUUGGCCUACUACAAGAUGCAACUCACUCUAAAAAGGCAAGCCAGUGCUCUGAAAAUGGAACAUGCAAGGGCAGCAGCCUAUGAUCUUGUGAUUGCUAGACAGCGUCUGGUCAGCAUGCUUACAAUCGUCUUAGGAGCUCUAAUAGUUCUGUUGACACCUGGUCAUGUCGAGUCCCUCAUCUGCUUACAUCCGUCACAAACUGACCCCAUGUGGUCCAUCUGCAAUUCUCCAAACUACAGCUACCUCAGAGGUGCCUGCAAUAUUCUUCUUUAUCUCAAUUCGGUCGUUAAUCCCAUCAUCUACGAAUUCAAAUACAAGAAAUUUCGGCAAGGUCUGAAGGUAGCUUUUCACAGCUGUUUCGGUCAGCAAUGUAAAAACAGUGUAGAUAUAGUGAUGAAUCCUACUUCACAUAACCGCUAG
Molecule: messenger RNA, 1164 nt
Organism: Patiria miniata (bat star)
Lineage: Eukaryota; Metazoa; Echinodermata; Asteroidea; Valvatida; Asterinidae
Product: neuromedin-U receptor 2-like
Exons: 1
Coding region: 145-1164 (339 amino acids)
Biological process (GO): G protein-coupled receptor signaling pathway
Cellular component (GO): membrane
Molecular function (GO): G protein-coupled receptor activity
Source: RefSeq, a predicted model, not a curated record